Cyprinus carpio (common carp) is the source of this 2358-nucleotide messenger RNA. RefSeq names its product lectin, mannose binding 2 like b. Gene Ontology annotation, biological process: endoplasmic reticulum organization; endoplasmic reticulum to Golgi vesicle-mediated transport; Golgi organization. NCBI's taxonomy places the organism in Eukaryota, Metazoa, Chordata, Actinopteri, Cypriniformes, Cyprinidae. The record is from RefSeq and is a predicted model, not a curated record. Gene Ontology annotation, cellular component: endoplasmic reticulum-Golgi intermediate compartment; Golgi membrane; endoplasmic reticulum membrane. Gene Ontology annotation, molecular function: D-mannose binding.
UCAAGGGGCGGGCAUUUUGAAGUGAGCGAGGAAAAAUGGCGGCCAUCGUGAUGAAGUUGAACGGGACUAUUUACACAACAGUAAUGAAUUUACCGUACAGUCUGGCAAACAAAAUUAGAUUAUCCACGUUAUUAGUAUUAAUACUCGCUUUUACGAGUAGUAGCUCAGGCGAAAAUACAUAUGAAGAUACUACUUACGAAUUUCUCAAGCGAGAGUAUUCGCUGAGUAAGCCAUACCAAGGACUGGGCUCCUCCAGCUCCUCACACUGGGAGUUCAUGGGAAACACCAUGAUCAUGCCUGAAAACAUACGGCUGACACCAGACUCGCAGAGCAGACAAGGAGCUGUAUGGAGUCGUAUUCCCUGUUACCUCAGGGACUGGGAGCUCCGAUUACAAUUUAAGAUCCAUGGUGAGGGCAAGAAGAACCUGAAUGGGGACGGCCUUGCAAUAUGGCUGACCAAAGAGCGAAUGCAAAUUGGUCAAGUGUUUGGAAACACAAACUUUUUUACAGGUCUGGGUGUUUUUAUAGACACUUAUCCCAAUGAUGACAAGCAGCAUGAGAGAACGUUUCCUUUUAUCUCCGCGAUGGUCGGGAACGGGAGUGUUGCAUAUGAUCAUGACCGUGACGGACGGUCUACUGAUCUUGGUGGCUGCGCUGCUCAUGUUCGUAAUGUUGAAUAUGACACAUUCCUCCUGAUCAGAUACAUGAAGAACAGACUCACAGUGAUGACAGAUAUCGAGGGGAAGCAAGAGUGGAAGGACUGCCUGGAUAUCCCUGGAGUGAGGCUGCCACAAGGUUACUACUUCGGCGCUUCAUCGGCCACUGGAGAUUUAUCAGAUAACCAUGACCUGAUCUCCUUCAAGCUGUAUGAGCUCACAGUGGAACGUAGUCCUGAAGAGGAAGAGGAACAGCAGGAGAUCACGUUGCCUAGUGUAGACUACCGAGUGGACCCUAAUGUUCUUGUGGAGGAUGAAGGAAGGAGCAUCAUCACCACCUUCUUUCUCUUCAUUGUUUCAGUCGUUGUGCUGGUUGUAGUGGUUGUGGUUAUUCUCUUUCUAUAUAAUCACUAUAAAGAGAACCGCCGCAAACGCUUCUACUGAGCAAAUUGGAGAGCAAGUGACAGGAAGGAAAUGGGACGAGAGAUCCAACAUGAGUGUGACUGGCAUUUUUGCAAUGGGCCGUUUCUGGUCCUCACCUCUGCCCCAUACAGGAAGGACCUGAAGGCCAACACUGAACUAAAAAGCCAUACCUGACCUCUCCAAGUGAAAAGCAACCACCUCAAUCAUGAUUAUGAUUUCAAAAAACUAUUCAAGAGUAUUUGAAUGGGUGUGCAUCUGUUUUUGAAGGUCUCUUCAGAUUUUUGUGUGCGUUUGCUGUAUUUUUGUACCAGUUACACUGGCCUUGGCCUUCACCUUUCAGCCAGAGGCAGUACAGAGAACUAUGUGUGACAGCAUGUACAGAGACACAAUAGUUUAACAAACUGUUGUAUUCUCAGGUUGUCUACUGUAAUCCCAAAAGCCCUGUAGGGCCAGGCAGAAAACCUUUAGUGAAUGUGCAUGACCUUUGAGCACUAAGUUUACAUAAGCCCUCAGCCCUCAGCCCUGAUUGCAUAAUAAACCCUCACCUUGACCUUCAUCUGUCACGAUCAUCUCAUCAGCUGUCAGCAGUCACAUUUUCACUUGCCAAAUUGAUUAAACUUGAUUUUCAUCCUUACAUAAGUAAUGCUGCCCAACUGUACUGUAACAGCCAUCAGACAGUAACAACCAUCAGUGUGAAUGUGAAGAAUGUUUUUCCCAAAUGUCUGUUUUGUAAUCCAUAUGAUGUCUUUUGUUAUAUGUGAUCCUGUUUUAUGUAUCAAAAGCUGCACUGAACUACUUGACCAGAUGUAGCUUAUCUGGAGUUACUUUGGUUUGUCACGAUUUAACCACUUUAUCUAACAGUUCCUGUUAAACCUUGAUAUUUCAUGUUUUCAUGGCCUUAUUUGCAUACUAUGUUUUAUAAUCUUAAUGAUGAUGACGUGUCUAUUCCCGUAUCUUAAAAUCUUCCGGAAAGAGGCAGAGAUGGAAAGCUGGUGCGGCAGUUUGACAGUUCCUGAUUUUUUCAAUAAUUGCACUAUUGCAAAGAUAUGCAAGGGGUUUUGCUUUUGUCCAUGUUCCAGUCUUUCCUAUCACUUCUAGUCGCUGCUCUCUAUAGUUGUGCAACAUUUGUCCAUUGUUUUAUAUUGGGAGAGAUUACAUUGCUGUUCUCAUCAGCUCAGUGAUUGAGCAAGCUGCUGUAACAAACUGAUAUUUUCAUGGUUGUCACCAACAUGUUGAAUGUCGAAAAGUCUAAAUUAAACAUUUAAAGUUUAUCUUAUAA